Molecule: messenger RNA, 1329 nt
Organism: Helicoverpa armigera (cotton bollworm)
Lineage: Eukaryota; Metazoa; Arthropoda; Insecta; Lepidoptera; Noctuidae
Product: transmembrane protease serine 11D
Exons: 7
Coding region: 365-1243 (292 amino acids)
Biological process (GO): proteolysis
Molecular function (GO): serine-type endopeptidase activity
Source: RefSeq, a predicted model, not a curated record
GGGGUUAAUUGUGUAUCAUUGUCUAAAAAUGAAACGGUUUUGACGAGUUACCAUCCCUGUGAUUUGGCAUUCAUACAUUUUGAGCGAAUCAAUGCAAGUAAGUGGAUUGGAAACUUGAACUUUGGGCUAUACCCUAACUUAAAAGAGGUAUUUUAAAGAUAUAUUUUGAAAAGAAGUUACUAUUACUCCGAUUUUUAACAAUCUCAGUAUAUCACUGAAGUCUAAUAAAAAAACCUUAGAGUUACACUCUAAGCCUCCAAUACCGAAGUUGUAUACAUUUAACGUGUUCAUAAGUUCUAAAAAUGCAAGCAAUGUACCACAAGUUCACAACUUGACAUUGAAUAAUGAAAUUCUUUGUAGCAGUAUGAAGAGGAAUAAAUCUUUACAAUCCUUGAAUACUACCAAAAUAAACGACAAUGGGAACGCAUAUUCUUGUGGAAGAAGGUCUAUCAAACAUGCAGAAAUAGUUUCCUUAAGAACUGAAGCAAAGGCUGGUGACUGGCCCUGGCAUGUGGCUGUUUUUGUCAAACUAAAUGGCACUGCUUUUUACCAAUGUGGCGGUAGUAUUGUGUCUACAAAUGCUAUAUUAACAGCUGCUCACUGUAUUGCCCCUGGUAUUCCACCUAAGGAUUACCUCGUUGUGGCUGGCAUCAGUAAAGUUAACAAAACAGGCAACGAGUAUUAUACUAUGCAGAAUCUAACUGUUCAGGAUAUAAUAGUUCAUAAAAAAUACAGGCCUAUGCAGUCUACAGCGGAUCUUGCUAUCCUAAAGGUGAACAACAUACAAUUCACGGACUAUGUACGACCUGUGUGCAUUUGGGCUUCUAGUACUAAUAAGUCUGAACUGUUUGGGAAAGAAGCUACGAUCGUUGGAUUUGGCAAGAAUGAACGUAACGUACCCAACAGUGAUCUAAGAGCGAUUAAAAUUACGGUGCAGAGAGAUACAACGUGCUCACGCCUCUCAGAGUUUUUGAACAAUUACACUUUUUGCGCUGGAAAUGGACCUAAUACAAUCACCAAUGUAAGUAGCGGUGACAGUGGAGGAGGUUUGGUAGUGCGAACUUCCCAGCCUGACCACGGUAUCACCUGGUUCAUUCGGGGAGUCCUAUCUAAAUGUGGGAAACUGUCUACUUUGAAUAUGUGUGAUCUAAAAGAGUAUGUUGUAUUCACCGAUGUUGCAGCACAUUAUGAUUGGAUAUAUCAAAAUUCGGGUUUAGCAAAUAUAAACAAUACAACUGCCUAAGGUUUUGUAUGAUUUGUGAUGGGUUUAAAUUUGAUAUUUUACAAACUUUUAGGCUUUAUCCACUUUCCCAGCGCUCUACGGGCUCU